Malania oleifera is the source of this 2169-nucleotide messenger RNA. Its product is annotated as endoglucanase 10. NCBI's taxonomy places the organism in Eukaryota, Viridiplantae, Streptophyta, Magnoliopsida, Santalales, Ximeniaceae. Gene Ontology annotation, molecular function: hydrolase activity, hydrolyzing O-glycosyl compounds. Gene Ontology annotation, biological process: carbohydrate metabolic process. The coding region runs from base 347 to 1915 and encodes 522 amino acids. The transcript has 6 exons. The record is from RefSeq and is a predicted model, not a curated record.
AGUUUUAUGACUGGUCCUUCUCAAAGCAAAAAAAGGGCAUUUAAGUCGCGAAAAAUAGAAAGCGAAGAACACGAAAACCAGAAAAAAAAGACCGAUGAAGCUCGCGCGUGGCUGCCAGCGCAAACGCAUGUCGGUGCUCUUCUGUCCAACUGCAAGCCGCAUUCUCAAUCAAGCAUUUUCUCCGUACAUUUUCCUCUGUUUUCUCGCGGGGGGAAACGCCCUUUAUUUCUGAAACCCUAGAUUUUUCUCGGGAAAAUUGCGGAUUUCAAUCCCUGGAUUGCUCAAUGCGAACCUUGACAUAGUCUUGUGAAACCCUAAAAGAUCGUUCUCAACUGAAAUCGGUACAAUGGGAGAGCGCGCGAAGUCCAAGGGGUGCUGCGGUUGGUUUCUUGUGAUCCUACUGGCGGCUCUGGUGGCGACUGCCGUCGUGAUCACCGUGAAAAAGAAAUUCAAUCACUCGAAGUCCGAGCCACUUCCGGUGCCGGGACCUCCCGGCGCCAUUACCAAGAAAUAUGCCGACGCUCUCAAAAUCGCCAUGCAGUUUUUUGACGUGCAGAAAUCUGGUAAGUUGGUGAAUAAUAAGAUAAGUUGGAGAGGGGAUUCAGCUCUUAAAGAUGGAAGUGAAGAAAAUUUGGAUCUCUCCAAAGGAAUGUAUGAUGCUGGGGAUCACAUGAAGUUUGGUUUUCCAAUGGCCUUCACUGCCACAGUGUUGUCAUGGGCCAUACUUGAGUAUGGAGAUCAAAUGAAUGCGGUGAAUCAGUUGGAACCUGCACGAGGCUCACUCAAAUGGAUCACAGACUAUCUUGUUAAUGCUCAUCCUUCUGAUAAUGUGCUCUACAUCCAGGUGGGUGAUCCUGAAGCGGAUCAUAAAUGUUGGGAGAGGCCCGAAGCCAUGACUGAGGAAAGGCCUCUCACACAAGUGAACACAUCUAAUCCCGGAACAGAUGUUGCAGCUGAAACUGCAGCAGCUAUGGCAUCGGCUUCUCUUGUGUUUAAGACAAUCAACCCCACAUAUUCAAGUUCACUUCUCAAGCAUGCCAAACAAUUGUUUGGAUUUGCUGACAAACAUCGAGGUUCUUACAGUGUCAGCAUCCCCGAAGUUGCGACAUAUUACAAUUCAACUGGAUAUGGAGAUGAGCUCUUGUGGGCAGCUAGCUGGCUUUAUCAUGCAACAGGGGAUCAAUCAUACCUAAACUAUGUGACUGGGGAAAAUGGGAAACUCUUUGCUAACUUUGGAAGUCCAACUUGGUUUAGUUGGGAUAACAAGCUUGCAGGAGCUCAGGUUUUAUUAUCCAGGGUGAGCUUUUUUGAUUCAAAAGAAGCUUCGAAUCUCCAGAAGUAUAGGAAAACAGCUGAGGCUGUUAUGUGUGGCCUUCUACCAGGGUCUCCAACAGCCACUUCCAGCAGAACAGAGAGUGGGUUGAUAUGGGUUAGUGAAUGGAAUGCACUGCAGCAUCCUGUGGCUGCUGCAUUUUUGGCUGUUGUAUACAGUGACUACAUGCUUACCUCCCGCACUGCAGAGUUUUCUUGCAAUGGAGACUCCUAUUCACUAUUAGAUCUUCGGAAAUUUGCCAUUUCUCAGGCUGACUAUGUGUUGGGCAACAAUCCUAUGAAAAUGAGCUACCUAGUGGGGUAUGGAGACAACUAUCCACAGCAAGUGCAUCACAGGGGAGCCUCAAUUCCUGCUGAUGCAAAGACUGGCUGCUCUGAUGGCUUCAAAUGGCUCAAAUCAACCGAGCCCAACCCCAACGUGGCUACCGGAGGACUUGUGGGCGGGCCCUUCUUGAACGAGACUUACAUAGACUCCCGAAACAAUUCAAUGCAAGGGGAACCAACUACAUACAAUAGUGCAGUCGUUGUUGGUCUCCUUUCGGGUUUGGUUACGACCUCCUCGGUGGUCCAGUCCUUCACAUAAAGAGCCGCCAUCCUUGAUACAUAAAAUGAACUCCAGUAUGUUUGUAUCAUACAUAGCUGUGUCUGUCUGCCUCAGCCAUACUCAUCCCCACCCAUCCAGUCUCUUGAGUUUGCUGUUUGAGUUUUUCUCUGCUCUUUUUGGUUCUAAUUGUUUCGGCAAGCUUAAGAUGUAAUUCUUUUCUAGGAGGUUUUACAUAAUGUAACAAUUUCGUUCAUAUAUAUAUAAUUAUAUAUAUUUGGGAUACAUAUUUAGCA